Molecule: messenger RNA, 870 nt
Organism: Cladophialophora psammophila CBS 110553
Lineage: Eukaryota; Fungi; Ascomycota; Eurotiomycetes; Chaetothyriales; Herpotrichiellaceae
Exons: 4
Coding region: 1-870 (289 amino acids)
Molecular function (GO): 2 iron, 2 sulfur cluster binding
Source: RefSeq, a predicted model, not a curated record
AUGGCGACUUUGACGCUCCAAGAAAUCCCCUCCGAAGCCGCCUUCAACCAACACAUCUCCUCUGCCCCCCCUUCGCACCUACACGUAAUUUACUUCCACACUCCCUGGGCAGCGCCCUGCGCACAGACAAACACCAUUUUAUCCGCACUCGCGUCGACCUAUCCUUCGUCCCGCAGCUCCGAUCUCUCCUUCCUGUGCAUAAAUGCCGAAGAAUUGCCCGAUAUCUCGGAAAUCUACGAUGUGACUGCUGUCCCCUACCUGGUCGUUCAACGAGAUGGAAAGACGUUGGAGACGGUCAGUGGGAGCGACGCGAGCAAAUUGAGAGCAGCGGUGGAGAAACAUGCUGGCACUGGCUCCAACGCGGCGCACGUCAACGGCAAUGGGACGGCGAAUGUGCCACCCCCCUUGAAGGCGGAGCAACAGAGUCAAGCGCAAACGAACGGAAGUUCACAGCAGCCGACCUCGACAAAGGACCUGAGCUCCUAUGCGCCAAAGCCUUCGGAUUCGCAGACGGCGCCGGCAUAUUCGUCAGGCCUUGAAGCGAGAGAGGAGCUAAAUGAUCGAUUGGCGAAGUUGGUGAAAGCCGCGCCGGUUAUGCUCUUCAUGAAAGGAACCCCCAGUGCGCCGCAGUGCGGGUUUAGCCGCCAGCUCGUCAGCAUUCUGCGCGAGAAUCAAGUGAAAUAUGGGUUCUUCAACAUUCUCGCCGACAACGAUGUGCGCGAGGGCCUCAAGGUGUUUUCCGACUGGCCCACUUUCCCGCAACUGUAUACGAACGGGGAACUUGUUGGAGGGCUGGACAUUGUCCGAGAGGAGCUAGAAGCCGAUCCGGAUUUCUUCGCGCCCUAUCGGGCAACAGCCACCACCGCGUGA